This is a messenger RNA of Moesziomyces antarcticus, 867 nucleotides long. Its product is annotated as arsenate resistance ArsH. The record is from RefSeq and is a predicted model, not a curated record. The transcript has a single exon. Gene Ontology annotation, molecular function: oxidoreductase activity. NCBI's taxonomy places the organism in Eukaryota, Fungi, Basidiomycota, Ustilaginomycetes, Ustilaginales, Ustilaginaceae. Bases 1 to 867 code for a protein of 288 amino acids.
AUGGUAUCGACCUCCGAACUCAGCUCGGCAUCGGCAUCGGCGUACACACCCUUUCUCGAUUCCGCCUUCUAUACCGGCGACGUAUCCGACGACUGGACGUACAAGAUCGCUAGCCAAGACCAGCUUGACCAGCUCUCGGAGGCCAGACAGAUGCACCAAGCGUUGCCGCGACCGCUGCGAGUGCUCGUGCUGUACGGCUCCAAUCGUCAGCGCUCGUUUUCCAAACUCAUGUCGUUCGAGGCUGCCAGGAUCCUCCAUCACCUUGGCUGCGAAGUACGAGUUUUCGAUCCUCACGGACUGCCGCUAAAGGAUGACGACGACACCGUGCGCCCGUUCCUGUCCCCUACGUCGGAUGGCCAAACGGUCGGGACGGAUGCCCAUCCCAAGGUGCAAGAAUUGCGCCAGCUCGUCACAUGGAGCGAGGCGCACUUUUGGUGCUCGCCCGAGCAGCAUGGAAACCUUACCGGCAUCAUGAAGACCAUGAUCGACCACAUCCCCCUCAGUCUCGGCAGCGUGCGUCCCACGCAGGGCAAGGUUCUGGCCGUCUCCCAGGUCAACGGCGGCUCGCAAUCCUUCAACGCCGUCAAUUCGCUACGCAUCUUGGGUCGUUGGAUGCGCAUGUUCACCAUCCCCAACCAGGCGUCUCUGCCCAAAGCAUGGACCCAGUUCACUCCAGAAGGCCGAAUGAUGGAUUCUUCCAAUCGCGAACGCCUCGUCGAUGUCGUCGAAGAGCUCGUCAAGGUCUCGUGCCUCUUCUACGGUCGCGACGACACCUUUGCGACUCGAUGGAGCGAAAGAAAGGAAAAAGCACAGGUCGGUCGACUCCUCAGCCAAGCCGAGAAAGAACAAGCAAAAGGUUCCAAUUGA